AUGGCUGUGGCACGAGGAAAUUCACAACCUAAGCGCAGACGUGGGCCUCUUGUACGCAGCGGGGAUGGAUCUGAUGCGUCGGCAGACGACGGUGCACACACCUUAGAACAGUCGGGCUGGGUACAGCCAGACACUGACAUUAAGACCAAUGGGAGUAUAACAAAGAGAGCAAAGGUUGGAAGGUUUGGCUCGGCGGCUGGGAGUGUGGGUGUUUACUCGGAAUCCGAUGACGGCGAAGACGAUGAGGAACCCCCUGACCCUGCCGAUAUAAAAAAACACAGAACAUACAAAGGUAGGGGUACCACUGAUAGUAGUAAAGUAAGUGAGGACGCCGCGAUUAAAAGGAAACAUAGCACAGCGGUACAAUCAAAGGAUGUGUUUGCUGGUGCUAACAGCAACGGUGACAAGAGUGAGGUCAUUAAAGAGAGUGAGAAGGAAAGUAGUGAGGACGAUGUCUCGGGUGAUUCGUCGAAUCCAGAGAUGGAGAUAGAGCACGAGGACGACUACGAUAAUAAUCUAGACUUGGAAUCAACAUCGGAAGGUGAUCAAGGGGGGCGUGCGGAAAUAAGCAACGAGGAAGAAGAGGUGGUAGAUGAGGAAGACGAUGACGAUGACGAUAUACUGGACACGUCGUCAAUUAUAGAGGCGACCGAUGCCAAGAAAUCCCCGAAGAUGCGCAAGCGAAGGGUUAAUUUCACACCAGACAUGGACAACAAGCUGUUGUCGCUGAUACUGGAUGUGAGACCGUACUUGGCCGCUCGGGGGUACGUAGCGCGCUCAUGGGAUGAGGUGAGUAAAAAAUUUAAUCUGAGCUGUGGUGGUGACGGGCGGGUGCAGUCUACACAGGACACGUGCAAGAACAGAUUCCAGAAUGUCCUGGACAAGUACAAUGCGAAUGGGAAGUUAAGUGGAUCGAUUGCUGAAGUAGCAGAGAGACGAAGGCUGCUGGUUGCAAUUUCGGCGGAUAUGGCGAAUGAGAAGGGGAUUGAGAGGGAGGGGGCGCUUGAAGCUGGGGUCAGUGACAGGAUUCUGAGCCAGAAUACAUCCGUGGAUUACAGGAUAGACGACGAACUUACGGAACAAACUGCAGACAGUAGUGCAGAUAGAGGCAUACAAAGCAAGACUGAGGACAAUACGGAGCGAGAAGUAGGGACUGAUGAUAGUGAGAAUAGUAUGCAGUUGGAGCCUGCCCUGUCAGCGUCUGGCAUACCGUUUGGGAAGAACGUUACCUUGACAACCACAGUGGGCGGUACAAGGAGAAAGAAGUCCGCUAAGCGCCGCAGAGCGCACCUGCACGCGCAUGCAUAUGCAUACGUACCUACAAGCUCACACACACAAGUACAAGCUCAGGCACAAGCACAGGCCCAGACUGAGGAACAAGCUAAGGGACAGGGCUCGAACCUGAAUCUAAAAUGGCACUCGCACUCACACUCACCGAGUGGUGGUAGUAAGAAGUCAGGCCAAGCAGGUACUGCAGGUGCAUACGGCGACAGGAAUGACCCUGGAAGCCAUGCCAAAAACAGUAGAGGUGCUAAUGGGGACAUAGCCUAUGCGGGUGACCGACGAGGGGAGAAGCGCAUGAGAUAUACAGUGGCCAAGGUAAAGGGAACGAAUUUAGACAAUACAGGGGGAUCAGAGGUGUAUCGGGAUGGGGGCCGGAUCAGUGUGGUACAUAGCCCCUCUGGCAGGGCUACGAAUGAAGACUUGGUUAGCGAUAGUGGCAGGAAUGUACGAAGGAAAAGCACCGAGAAUGAGUACGAUGCGAGCGAACGCAAGUAUACCGACAGGAAGGCUGAGCGCGAGUUACGCAAACGAAUGUUCGACAAGAGUAGGUGGGAUGUGGAGCAGCGCUUUGCUGAAGAGAUAGUGGAACGGCAGAAAGAUCGUGCACUCCGGACUAAAGCUGUGAAACUGGAUCACGAGCUGAGAUUGAGGGAGAUAGUUGCGCGCGAGAGAGAAGCGGAUAAUUUAGAGGCGAUGAGGGUGAGUAUGGAUCGGUUCAGUGAGAGAUUGUCAGCCAUUGAGAGGCGGUUAGGGAACGAGGCCAAGAAGGAUGAUGUAUAGGCACAUGACUUUUACGUGCGCGUUGUGUUAGGGUAGUAUGUUGUUGAAUAUGCAUACUUCUCGUGAAAGCGCGGAUGUUAUACGGUGCUUGUACUUGAUGGCAACCGGAAACAGAGAAGACUCGCUUGUAGAUUAAGAUGACUCAAACACCUUUGUGAUAGCCUCGUACGAUUUGACAACAUACUAAAUGUCAAGCAUGGAAAAGCAGAGACUGCUUAGAGGGACUCCCCCCUCCCCACGCACCUCUCUUCCGCGCCUCUCUUCCACGAUCAAGUGAUAGCAGGAACGCUGAGUACUGACGCACUUGUGGGUGCAGCCGAGUACCGCACAUGAAGACCAUACCAUCGAAUAGGUCUUUUGAAUUGAUAGAGGUUCGUUACACUGUUUUAUCCAGUUAGAUGAUAAGGCUUAAUAUUCAUAAACCACAAGCUCGUCAACCA
This is a messenger RNA of Sphaeroforma arctica JP610, 2504 nucleotides long. RefSeq lists its product as hypothetical. NCBI's taxonomy places the organism in Eukaryota, Ichthyosporea, Ichthyophonida. The record is from RefSeq and is a predicted model, not a curated record. Bases 1 to 2064 code for a protein of 687 amino acids. The transcript has a single exon.